UAGCAUCUUCUGCUGUCUGCUCCAUACGCGCACGCAUGCACGGGCAUGCAGUGUUGCAGCGCAGCAGGCACAGCUCCCCAGUAUAUUUCAUGGCUCAAAAAGCACCCGACACCCCAGUAGUUUGCAGCUCCUCUGCUUGUCCAACCAGCAGCGGCACGUGGGAGUCUCGCCAGCUGCAGAUGCACGAAACCUUCCCCUCUUGGAGCCCCUGCGCCGGCACGCUCGUCGGCGCGGCCGACCCAGCCUUCGCCGCACACACCUGGGCGGCGCCGCACCUGCCGAGUGAGCACGCCUCCGGCCAUGUCUUGAACCAGAGCGUCACUUACACGGGAGGAGCGCACGGGACCAGCGGCUACAGAGAGAACUUCCUUUCUCUGCUCGAAGCGAGGAACAUGACGCCAGAGACGUUCGGGGACGUGCCCGUGGCAUGCGACUACCUCACAGGGCUGGCCGCCGCCGCCGCCGCCAGCAACAUGGCCGGCCCAGGCCUAGCUGCCUUUGGCCUGACCAGCAUCGACCGGUACACUGGUGCUUCCAGUGUUUCUCCCGUCAAGCCUGAUAUCGAAGUCUCGCCACUGGUGUGCUCGGGGGACAGCGUGGUGCACGGGAGCAUUGGUUUCAUGCCAUGCUACGACCAUGAGGUGAAACGAGACAACCAGCAGCAGGGGUUUGGAGCUCCCACGGCUGCAUUUCUGCAGCAAAUGGUUCCUAGCAGUGUCGAGAUUCAGUAUGGUCUGGGUUAUUCCGGCAUAGGGACUGAAAGACUAUUGGAAUCUUCUUUUGCCGCGAGGACCUUGUCGGGUGGCGGUUCUUUUAGUGACUACAGAUCAGCCGCAGAAAUCAUGUCCAGCAAUAGACAUGAGCAAGAUAUUGCACCGGAGAUGGCCAGUGGUAGCAGUGGAAGGGGAGCAGCAAGUGUAACUGCCAAGAGAAAAUCAGAUAAAAGGGCGGAAUGCGACGCGAAGAAGUCUAAGCAGGAGGCUUCCCAGACGUCACCUUCCAAGCCUCAAGCGCCGAAAGUGAAGCUGGGAGAGAAGAUUACAGCAUUGCAGCAAAUCGUGUCACCUUUCGGGAAGACGGAUACAGCAUCGGUACUGUUUGAAACGAUCAAGUACAUUAAAUUUCUUCAUGAGCAAAUACAGUUAUUUAGUGAACCGUGCAUGACGAAAAGCACACACAAGGGUCACAUUCAAUUUGGAGGCGAAGAUAGAAAGGAGAAGAAAGGAACGGAGCAUGAUUUGAGGGGCGGAGGGCUUUGCCUGGUCCCUGUUUCUUGGGCUCCGCAGGUAUACCGGGAUGACACCCUACCGGACUGCAGGACGCCGGCGUACAGGAGUUGCCUGUACCGAUGAGCCCAGCAAGGCGACAACUGCAUGGUUUCAGGCUGUAGCUGUGUGACUGUGUCUGCAACGGAUUAUUCGUUGGAACCUUUCUGUAGUGUCACGGACUUGGCUACCGGCCGCCAAGUGGGCCCAGGCAUCGAUGUCUCGCUGCUGGGUGGACCAAACCACCAGGGGAAAAGGCGACCACAAAGAGGAACAGAAGGCUGGGACGGAAGGCUGGGAGUUGCUAAUUUUUAAUUGAGUGAAAAUAAAAGUAAAUUCAUCGGAUGAAAUUAACUUCUGAUUUCAGUCGAUUGAAAUGUAGUAAAUCCGUUGAAGAAUAGACUGAACCGAACCGAAUCGAACGGACGACUCCUUCUACCUCGGCUCCACCGGCCUUCUUCCCCAUCGCUGUCUCCGAUCCUCCACCGUCCUAAUAGUCUCAAUCCCUUAUAUCGAUUUGGAUUAUUCUCUCAUAUUCUAAGUUCUUCAUCAGGUGUAUCCGGACCAUGUGUGUUUGUUUGAUUUGGCUAUUAAGCUCAGAUUUGGAUUGUUCU
Molecule: messenger RNA, 1879 nt
Organism: Phragmites australis (common reed)
Lineage: Eukaryota; Viridiplantae; Streptophyta; Magnoliopsida; Poales; Poaceae
Exons: 7
Coding region: 36-1352 (438 amino acids)
Biological process (GO): regulation of transcription by RNA polymerase II
Cellular component (GO): nucleus
Molecular function (GO): protein dimerization activity; RNA polymerase II cis-regulatory region sequence-specific DNA binding; DNA-binding transcription factor activity, RNA polymerase II-specific
Source: RefSeq, a predicted model, not a curated record